Messenger RNA from Klebsormidium nitens, 453 nucleotides. The record is from the annotation of a GenBank genome assembly. NCBI's taxonomy places the organism in Eukaryota, Viridiplantae, Streptophyta, Klebsormidiophyceae, Klebsormidiales, Klebsormidiaceae.
AUGAGUUUCAAGCGGGGGAGGUUCAACAAGCAGAUUGCAGCGGGGGUUGAUCCGGCGGAAGUGAAGCUAGAGACAUGGGUGGCUCAGCUCAGGAACAAAGUGAUGGACUUUUUGAGGGGGGCGUGGCUGCUGAUGAGAGGACAGCCGGCGCUGAUCAGGAGGGGGUUCGAGAUGUGCAAGCUAGGCAGCAUCCAAGACCCUGCCUUUCAACGGACGGCGCUGUCGGAGUGUCUCCAGCGCAAGCUGCUGAGAGAUAUGGAGCAAGUAGAAGCUGCCGUGGGAGUGGACGAGGUUGCUGGGCCGGAAGGCGAGAGAGACGAAGCAGACCUGGAGCAGCUGGCAGGAUUGCCGUUCCAAGAGGUGAUGCAAGGGUACAUGGAUGCGGCACUGGAAUCAGAGCUGGAGGACAUGGACCUGGCAGCUGAUCUUAGUGACGAGGACUUUUGGGACUAA